ACGUAAAUACUAAAUAAUAAAAAAUAUUCAAACAGACAUCUUGGUUGUCGACAGGUUGUUUAUUCGUGAAUUCGUGAUACGGAGAGACUUUUUGUAUUUCUUUUAUAAUUGUAUCCUAUACGUUGUAACUUAAAGUUUGAGUAGUUCAUGAUGUUAGACGAGCUGGCCAUCGAUUAUUCCGAGUACUUAAAAGUCAACAAUGAAAAUGAGGUUAGCGCGUUAAAAGAUGUAGUCGAAGAUAUGCUUACCAGAUUGGAAGAGUUUCAGACAUUUAUGGAAAUGGUCCGUGCAUUACGAAUGGAAAGUACUGAGAUGCAUUAUGAUUCAAUAAAAGCUAUGAAGUCCAAGGUUACUGAACUAACAGAUUCUGUAAACAAAUUAGAAAAGCUUGUUAAUAAAGUUGGUGAAGACGUAGAAUUAGUCGACCAACAACUAACUGAAGCUGAGGCUUGUAUGCCUAUUAAUAAGGAAGGUCCACUGAAUACAAUUUUGAAACCCUUUUUUAAAAAACAAGAAGACCAUUCUUCUAAGCAAUUACCUGCCUAUGAACCGCCAGUAAUUUUUAAGUCAGACGAUUAUUUUCUGGCAACAGAAGCAGAAGAUGCACUCAAAAUUAUUGAAAAUGAUGCUGCCACUAAUAAUUAACUAAAAAAAAAUUACUUUAUUUAUUUUUAAAAUUAUGUAUGGGAUUAAGCUAGUAUAAUAUACAUUAUAUAUUAUAAUAGUGUUACAUACAUCUACAUGUUGUAAAUUAUUGUUUAUUUUUUAGAUUAAAUACUUAUUAUUUUUAUAAUAAUUGUUUAAUUGUUUUCGCUGCAAAUAUUAGUUGUUAAAAGAGCCAGUUGAAUAGGAUGGUUGAUUGAUUUUUAUAACUAUUGUGUAUUGUUGAUAUAUACUAUAAAAGUUACAAGCAAAUAAUAAUAGUACAAUAGUUUAUUACAAAUACAUAUAUAAAAAUAAUUUGAAA
Rhopalosiphum padi (bird cherry-oat aphid) is the source of this 967-nucleotide messenger RNA. It is a transcript of the gene Blos4, whose product is annotated as biogenesis of lysosome-related organelles complex 1 subunit 4. The transcript has 4 exons. Gene Ontology annotation, cellular component: BLOC-1 complex. The coding region runs from base 148 to 645 and encodes 165 amino acids. The record is from RefSeq and is a predicted model, not a curated record. NCBI's taxonomy places the organism in Eukaryota, Metazoa, Arthropoda, Insecta, Hemiptera, Aphididae.